Molecule: messenger RNA, 911 nt
Organism: Cicer arietinum (chickpea)
Lineage: Eukaryota; Viridiplantae; Streptophyta; Magnoliopsida; Fabales; Fabaceae
Product: desiccation protectant protein Lea14 homolog
Biological process (GO): response to desiccation
Cellular component (GO): cytosol
Source: RefSeq, a predicted model, not a curated record
CGAGACAAAUCUAGAUCUCAGAACGCGGUGGGGGCACGUGCGACGCGUUCACGCCACGCGGGGAAUUUUUUUUCAUUUUCAUUCUUAUUUUUUUGUGUAUAAAUUAUUAUGGGAGUGGGUUUGGGUGUGAAGGUGUCUUUUGGUGUGAUUGGUGUGAGUGGUGUAAUAUUUGGAGCGUUGAAAAUGUCGCAGUUAUUAGACAAAGCCAAAAACUUUGUUGCUGAGAGAGUUGCGGACAUGCCAAAACCUGAGGCGAGUAUUAACGACGUUGAUUUCAAGCGCGUGACCCGCGAGUGUGUCGAGUAUUUGGCUAAGGUCACUGUUAACAAUCCGUAUUCCACUUCUAUUCCAAUCUGUGAGAUCAGUUACUCCCUCAAAAGUGCUGCCAGGGAGAUAGCAUUAGGGACCGUACCAGACCCAGGAUCAUUGAAGGCCAAAGACUCAACAUUGCUGGAAGUGAUAGUGAAGGUGCCUCAUAGUAUAUUGCUCAAUUUAGCUAAGGACAUUGGUGCAGAUUGGGACAUUGAUUAUCAAUUGGACCUCGGUCUAGUUAUUGAUCUUCCUGUUUUUGGAAAUUUCACCAUUCCUCUUUCUCAGAAGGGAGAGAUCAAGCUCCCAACAAUCUCUGACAUGUUUGCCUAGCUUAAUCACCAAAAGGAAUAGAACAAUAAUAACACAAAAUAAAAUAAAAUAAAAUAAAAUAAAAUAAAAUAAAUACAUGCUCUAUAUGUUUUGCUUUUAUAUCAAUUUCAAUUUGCUUGUGUUAUUUUUGUUUUCCCUUUAGUUGUACUUUUUGUUGUAUACCGAUGUUAUGUAUUAUACAUGACUUAUAUUUGAAAUUACGGUUUUAAAGACCAGGUGGAGUGCCUGGUAAUUACAAGUUGAUGAAGAAGUAUUUAAUUUUCUUUUUA